Messenger RNA from Paramacrobiotus metropolitanus, 1181 nucleotides. RefSeq lists its product as uncharacterized. The record is from RefSeq and is a predicted model, not a curated record. Bases 256 to 1041 code for a protein of 261 amino acids. Lineage: Eukaryota; Metazoa; Tardigrada; Eutardigrada; Parachela; Macrobiotidae. The transcript is spliced from 2 exons.
GCUACAUUGUAUUUCGUACCGUGACCUUUGAAUUCUGAACUGAUCAUUUUGCAGUAACGGAUACACGUUGUUCCGCACUCAUGUGCCGCUCACAGAUGUCCUCACUGCCCUUCUUGACCCGGAUACACUAGAAACGUUCGGAACCAGUCAAAUGCCGCUCAUGUUUCAAGGCACCGGGCAAUUUGCGGUACGGGUCGAUCCAAAAACUCAGGCAGAAAAGGCGUUUGACUUAGCAUCAAAGGGUCAGACCGGCGGAUGGAAACAGAAAAAUCGCAAAUGGAUUCUGCGGAUGACGACAAUUUUCAGACUCACACUUUCAUCUUUCGGGAUUUUAUCAAUAAGUCGGAUCGAAAUUUUGGCCGAAUCAUUGUAUUCGAAGUGGCAGAUUGUAAAGCGAUGGAUUUGACAGGCCAAUUUGUUCUUAUUAUUUACUAUUGGAACAACAACGCCACACCACAUCAGCUUCCGGUCGGCAAGCAGUAUCAGGCGCGUUCAAUCGGUAAAAGCGUCAAAAAAAUUAUCAGCGACUCUCAUCAUGGAAAAGCUCCUAGCGCAUCGGCUGUGUAUCACCAGGCAGCAACAACAUGCACCACGCCAGAAGAUAUCGUGUUCAGUCCAUAUUACCGGAAUAGCGGUGGCAAACGGUUCGUUUCUUAUGUGCGGGGACUGGAAACAGUAAAGCGCUGUGGCAAACUGGACAUGAGCGGUCUGGCCGGAAAUCCUGACGUUUUUGCAUGCGAGUUUGAAUCCGAAGGUGCCAAGGUCAACUACAUCGUCUGCACGCCCUAUUUGCUGUCGCUAAUUGCUCAAAAUGCUCACAAUCCCAUUCAAAUCAAUGUCACCUUUAAAAUGUCCAACUACUACAUUUUAACGACAACGGUCAUGGUCGAUGCCGUUGUGAAUCGGCGAACCGGAUCAAAAACCUUUAUUUCCGGCCCAGUUAUGUUCACACAGUCCCAAACGGAAGCAUCUUACGCCCAAAUGGCCGAGUUUAUUGCUGCGCGUCUCCAGGAGCAUGGAUGGGAUUUGAAGAAAAAGUAGUUUUCGUUUAUUACUGACGGCGAAAAGCCUCUGAUCAGUGCAUUUGAAAAAGCAUUUCCAUUAAGCUGCCACACGCUGUGUGUUAUCCACGUGAGGCGGAAUAUAAAGCGGCAAUUGCAGAAGUUGAUCCGUUUGCGAAC